Hermetia illucens (black soldier fly) is the source of this 752-nucleotide messenger RNA. RefSeq names its product glycine, alanine and asparagine-rich protein-like. The record is from RefSeq and is a predicted model, not a curated record. NCBI's taxonomy places the organism in Eukaryota, Metazoa, Arthropoda, Insecta, Diptera, Stratiomyidae. The transcript is spliced from 2 exons. The coding region runs from base 2 to 703 and encodes 233 amino acids.
AAUGGCUACAGUUCUCCUGCUUUCAAUCAGCGGAAUGAAGACUCUACCCCUGAUUAUAUUGGUAUUAGCCGUACUUGCGCCAUCUAUAUGGGUUUCUACAUUUCCGAUUGAUAGAGAGGAGUCCGAACCUUAUGUUCGACUAGCCCGACAAGCUGAUGAAACCCCUGGUGUUAGCACUGGUGCAGAGGCAGGUGAGGGUGGAACCGGCAACGAUGCUGGAACCAGUGAAGGUGAAGAUUACACCGACUCUAAUGGGGGAGGUAGUGACAGCACCGGUGGAGAUGGUGGCACGGUAUCAAAUGAGAGCCAGGAUACUGGGGGCGGUGUAACUAGCCCAAGCACUAGCAAUGGACAAAGUAGCGGAAAUGGAGUCGGGAGUAGCGGAGGCAACGUAGGCGGUGGUAGGGGUAACGGAGGAGGAGCCAGUGGACGUAGAGGAAAUGGCCGUAGAGGUAAUGGACGUAGGGGUAAUAGAGGUAGGAACAACCGACGUGGCAAUGGUCGCCGUGGUAAUAACCGCAGAGGUAAUAGACGUGGUGGAAACUCUCGAGGAAAUCGUCGUCGUGGAAAUCGACGACAAAACAGUGGAAGACGACCAAAUCGUGGUAAUCGACGGGGUAAUAGUGCAAAUCGUCGUGGAAAUAAUCAACGAGCUCAGCGUAAUCGAAGCGUGCAAAGGGGUGGAAACAGAAAUCGCGGUUGAUUCGACUGUUUUUUAGUUCGUUUGAAAUAAACGUAUUUAUAGUAAGUUA